GAUCCAGAGCACCACCAUCUAAAACCACAAGCAGGCAGAGCUGACCACCAACUGCACCCGUACUCACAAAGCAAGCUGAAGGAUUCUGGUCUCCGAAAGAAAUUAACAAGCAAGAAAACAUGGCAACCUCAAUCAUGCUUCGUACUGUCCUGCCUGUUGUGUUCUUCGCCGUCUUGCUAAGUGGAACCAAUGGCGAGCGAUGCAACACGUCGAGCAUCCAGGUGGAGACCUUCAACUCAGGCGUCGUCGUAUCCGGUGGGGACACGGUGUUCCAGGUGGAGCUCAAGAACCUGUGCCCGUGCGCCGUCAGGAAUGUCCAGCUCGACGCCCGGGGCUUCGCCACGUCAGUGGACGUUGAUCCUGCUGCGUUCCGUGCUGACGAUGGAGGCGUCUACUACCUGGUGAACGGCGGCGAGGCAAUCCCAAGCAUGGCCACCGUCAGCUUCCAGUACGCCUGGGACCACUUCUUCCAGAUGACUCCCAGGAACAUGGAGGUAGACGGGCCGUGCUAAAAGCUACUAGCAAUUUUCCUGCUCAUAAGCUGUGUUAUCUUUGAUAUAGUGUUAUUAUAAUGUCGCGUGUUCGCUAGUGUAUAUUUUAGAGAGAGAGAGAGAGAAAGAGAGAGAGAGAGAGAGAGAGAGAGAUGCUAACAAUAAUCAGUCCUGCUAAAUAAAGCUUGAGGAAUCGAGUGAUCGGCUCCUCAAGAAUUGUACUGUAUAUGUCCAAGAAGGUUGCAACCUAAUGAUCGACGAGUUUUGAACA
Panicum virgatum (switchgrass) is the source of this 762-nucleotide messenger RNA. RefSeq lists its product as uncharacterized. The transcript has 2 exons. Gene Ontology annotation, biological process: cell fate determination. The coding region runs from base 120 to 512 and encodes 130 amino acids. Lineage: Eukaryota; Viridiplantae; Streptophyta; Magnoliopsida; Poales; Poaceae. The record is from RefSeq and is a predicted model, not a curated record.